AUGACGUCACGCCAGUUAUCAUUGCCGUUACCCUUUCCGUUAUCACAGGCGCUAAGAUCCAAUCGUUGGUCAUUCUUAAAUCUUGAAAAUCUUAGAAGAAAUUUCACAAGAGCGACUUUUUCUGUGACGGCCUGCUGGAGUCUCUAUCUCUCCGUCACUCAUAUCCGAGAUGAUAGAUCUGACUAUAAGUCCGCCGAUAUUGUUGGUUAUUUCAGCGUUAAUCCUGCCUCAGAAUCUUACGCUAAUGCGCAACAAGGCCUGAACACGUCGAACUCCAGCCUCAAUGCUACUUGGCCGUGGUGGAUUGGAUUGUGGCUUUCGACAGACAAAAAUGAGAAAGAAUCUUACGCUAAUGCGCAACAAGGCCUGAACACGUCGAACUCCAGUGUCAAUGCUGCUUGGCUGUGGUGGAUUCUGGCUUUCGACAGACCAAGUUUCAGAGAGAGAGAGAGAGAGAGUACAUAUGAAGAAUUCAAAGAACCCAACUGGAUUGGAAAAUGCCAGUUGUGUCUUGCCAUGAUGUUGCUCAUCCGGAUCCGAGGUGAGGCGAGGAAGAGAUUUGAUCCGAUGACACGAAUUAAGGUUUGGGCUUAAAAUUGGACAAUGAUAAUGCACACGUCCCAUGCCCCAGUGGAGUAAGGUAUGCAUUUUAAUUUUAUUAAUUGAACUUUGAUGGGAUCUGAAUGCAUGGAAAAUAUGUAGUACUAUGCAAAUGUGUUGGUAGUUUUAUACAACAUAUAUAUAAAUACAUAUGAUGACCUUUUAUAGUGAAAGUUUCCCGUUUAUUUUGUUGGUAUCCUUCUUACUCUGAAACCCGAGCUAUCUUUUGAUGGUUUCAACUCUUUAAAGAAAAAUAACACUAUAAAAAUAUUUUUGUAUUUCUUUGUUUUAUUUUUUUUUGCCUCGUAUUGUAACCCUUUUAGAGAGGCAAAAUUUCAUUUUUAGUUCAUUAUUUUAUUCAUUUUUAGCAAAUGUCCACCUUUUUGGCAGACAUCAAAUUUUGUACAUAAAUUUGAAAAAUUUAUAUAAACAAGUUGAUUAAUCAUUAGUGGCAAGAUAAGAUAAAGACCCGAUUAUCACGGGAUCGAUGCUGGCAAAUCACGGGCCGGAAAUGUAGUUUGUGCAUAUAAUUUUUAA
Messenger RNA from Striga asiatica, 1137 nucleotides. The record is from the annotation of a GenBank genome assembly. NCBI's taxonomy places the organism in Eukaryota, Viridiplantae, Streptophyta, Magnoliopsida, Lamiales, Orobanchaceae.